Scatophagus argus is the source of this 885-nucleotide messenger RNA. RefSeq names its product granzyme B-like. Bases 30 to 788 code for a protein of 252 amino acids. NCBI's taxonomy places the organism in Eukaryota, Metazoa, Chordata, Actinopteri, Scatophagidae. The record is from RefSeq and is a predicted model, not a curated record. Gene Ontology annotation, biological process: proteolysis. Gene Ontology annotation, molecular function: serine-type endopeptidase activity. The transcript is spliced from 5 exons.
AGUCCACAAGUAGUCUUCUUGCUGGCAUCAUGCGUCCUCUGCCCAAACUUCUGCUUUUUCAAGUUCUGACAUGCCUUGGACAAAAUGUUCUUGGGGAUGAAAUCAUAAAUGGGCAAAUAGCCGCGGAGAACUCGAUGCAGUAUAUGGUCUCGCUGCAGAACAGCAGGGGUCAUCAUGGCUGUGGAGGAUUCCUUGUCAAUGAAGACUUUGUGCUUACUGCUGCGCACUGUGAUGAACCGACACCUGUUUCAACUGUAGUUUUUGGCACCCACAACCUAAAGAGGGUUACGAAUAAAAACAGAAGAAAAAUUGUAAAGAGGUACACACAUCCACAAUAUCAGAAUGUAGAACAUGGUAAAGACAUCAUGCUCCUCAAACUGUCUCAGAAAGUUCAACUGGGCAACAGCGUGCAAACAAUUCCACUUCCCAAAACAGAAAUGAACAUACCAGAAAAUGAAAAUUGUCGUGUAGCUGGAUGGGGUCUUACUCGAACUGGUGGCACAGCUGUUGAUGAACUGAGAGUGGUGGACGUGUCGAUCAUUCAGCAGCAGGUCUGUGCGAGGGUGUGGGGUGGUCUUCCUGAUAAUGUUAUCUGUGCCGGUGGAUAUAAAACCAACAAAGGAUUCUGUCAGGGUGAUUCUGGUGGUCCUCUGGUGUGGAAGGGGGUGGCGGUUGGUGUUGUGUCCUUCAACAACCAAUCAAACUGUGACUACCCAGAUGUACCCAAUGUUUAUACGGACAUCUCAAAAUACCUUCCCUGGAUCAAGAGCAUCCUCAAAAGGCACUAAACUUUAUGAGUAAAAAUUUUACACAAAGUAAUAUGGUGUCUCAAUAUGCUUUGUCAGUGUGAUUGAAAUUCUAAAUAAAAAUUCAUUUCAAAUGCAA